AUGAGGUUCUCCAGGUUCUUGUUUGUUCUUACUCUCAUUCACAGUGCUUUGCAGCUGGAAGACACUGAAAUAUUUUUAAUAUAUAAUAAAGUCAGCAAACUCUGUCUUCAGGCUUCUAUUGCACAAUCAGUUAGAACUGCCACUUGCCAUCAAGACAAUGAAUCGCAAAAAUUCACUUGGAUUACUGAUCAUCAGCUCAUGAGUGUGAGACUGAACCUGUGCUUGGGUGUUCCACUGAAGGAAGAUGAGGUUGCGAUCACCCUGUUCCCAUGUAACCAAACAAGUGAGCUGCAGUGGUGGGAAUGUAGAAAUGAAAGCCUUCUUGCAAUCCAGGGAGAAGACUUGUUUUUCAAUCCUGGCAAGGAAGAACAUGAUAAUGUUGUAUUAAAAGAGCGGUUGAGUCCAAAGAGUUAUUGGAAGAUCUAUGGGGUCAUUGAUGUUUUAUGUUCUCAGAGAUACGAAGAGACCUUUACGCUGCUAGGAAAUGCUUUUGGGGCACCUUGUGUGUUCCCUUUCAUGUACAAGAAGCAGUGGUAUGCAGAGUGCACGAGUGCUGGCCGCUCAGACGGCUGGCUCUGGUGUGCAACGACUGCAGACUAUGACACAGACCAGCGAUACGGAUUUUGCCCAAUAAAAGACAGAGAUACCACUUGGACUACAGAUGUGUUAAGAAAUGCCUACUACCAAAUAAACUCUGAAUCUGCUCUCACAUGGCACCAAGCAAGGAAGAGCUGUCAGCAACAAAAUGCAGAAUUACUGAGUAUCACAGAUAUUCAUGAACAAAUGUACCUUAAAGAAUUAACAGAAAGUACAGAUUCUGCACUGUGGAUUGGACUCAAUAGACUGGACUUGAAGAGCGGCUGGGAGUGGAUUGGAGGCACUCCUUUCCAGUAUUUAAACUGGGCUCCAGGAAGUCCCUCUCCAGAAUCUGGAAAACUCUGUGUGGUACUGAAUCCUGAAACAGAAGCUAAAUGGCAAAAUUGGGAAUGUGAUCAGAAACUUGGCUAUAUCUGUAAAAAAAGAAACUUUACCUUGAUACCCUCAGGUGAUAUUGGGCCCAUUGCUUGCCCAGAUGGAUGGGUAUCAUAUGUAGAUCACUGUUACAAGAUCUUCAGGGAAACCAAAGGAUGGCAAGAAGCUUUGACUUCCUGUCAGAAUGAAGAGAGUCACCUGGCCAGCAUCCAACACCUUGAGGAGCACAGCUUUAUAGUGUCUGGGCUUGGGUACAAGCCAACAGACAAGCUCUGGAUUGGCCUGAACGAUCACAAGUUUCAAAUGUUUUUUGAAUGGAGUGAUGGUACGCCAGUGACAUACAUCAGAUGGCAUCUGGGAGAGCCAUCCAGCACCAACACCAGGCCAGAAGACUGUGUUAUGAUCAAGGGCCAGGAUGGCUAUUUUGCAGACUCCGACUGUGAGAAGAAAGCUGGCUAUAUUUGUAAAAGAAAACCUAUACCACAACUAGCUGGAGAAAAGAAAAAUACCGAUGUAGGUUGCAAAAAAGGAUGGAGAAGAUACGGGACCUACUGCUAUUUUACUGGACAUGUAGCAGCAACAUUUUCCGAAGCAAAUGACACUUGUGAAGGAGAAAAAGGUUUCUUAGCCACAGUUGAAAGUAGAUAUGAACAAGCCUAUUUGACUAGUCUUGUAGGGCUGAGGCCUGAGAAGUAUUUCUGGCUGGGUCUUUCUGACAUGGAGGACCAAGGAACUUUCAGGUGGAGCAGUGGUGAAGAUGUCUCCUUUACACACUGGGGUGCAGCAAUGCCUGGAAGUAAAUCAGGGUGUGUUGCCAUGAGAUCUGGAAUUGCAGCUGGAUUAUGGGAUGUUCUUGACUGUGAAUCUAAGCAAAAAUAUAUCUGCAAACACUGGGCAGCUGGUGCAACAGCCCCACCUAUUUCAACUACUGCUCCGAAACCCACAUGUCCUGAAGGCUGGAUAUCAAAUGACGAUGCAAGCUCCUGUUAUAAAUACUUUUGCAGGUCAGAUAUUAAAGAGAAAUCAUGGAUUGAAGCUCGAGAUUUUUGUAGACAAAUUGGAGGGGAUCUGGCCACCAUCAACGAUGAGGAGGAGAAAAAAAUGAUAUUAAGAGGAAACAGAUACUGUAGUUUUGAAACAGUUUGGCUUGGUAUAUUUUCCUUGAAUCCAGAUGAAGGAUUUGCCUGGAGUGAUGGCUCUCCUGUUAGGUACACAGACUGGAGUGAUCAUCCAAGAAGUUCAGGAGGACACAAGUUCUGUGGUGUAAUCAACGGUAAAACAUUUUCUGGGCAAUGGCUUCUUUCAGUAUGUGAAGAGGAGCAUGGCUGGGUUUGUCAAAUUAAAAAAGGAGUGAUGCCAAAACCUGAACCAAUUGAUACAUAUGAGUAUAAAAUCACUGCGGAUGGAUGGGUCAUGUACAAAGAUAAGCUGUACUACAUCAGCAAAGAACAAGUUUCCAUGGAAGAAGCCCGAGAGUUUUGCAGGAUGAAUUCUGCAGAUCUUGCUGUAAUUAGUAGCAAUAGUGAAAGAAGGUUCAUACAGAGAGCUCUGAUAAAAAAUGAUAAAUACAGGACAGAGUCAGAACAAUACUUCAUUGGUUUAAAAAUUAGUCUGGAUAAAACAUUUAGCUGGAUAGAUGGGACUCCAGUAACAUAUGUGGCCUGGGCUCCUAAUGAGCCUAACUUUGCAAAUAAUGAGGAACACUGUGUGGUAAUGUUUUCAAAGCAAGGCUUGUGGAAUGAUGUAAACUGUGGUGUCACAAGUAGAUUUGUAUGUGAAAGACAUAAUAGUUCUAUUAAUUCAACACUUGCUUCUCCACUUCCUCCUGGAGGAUGUCCAGAAAGUUGGCUUCUCUUUAACAACAAGUGUUUCAAAAUAUUUGCCUCCAAUACAACAAGAAAGCUGGCGUGGCAUGAUGCACGAGAAGUUUGUAUUCAUCUGGGAGGAAACCUGGCUUCUAUACCAAAUCAGCAAGUGCAAGCUUUUGUCUACUAUCAUUUAAAGGAUGCUACAACCAAAGUUUGGAUUGGGAUGAACGAUAUCAACAGAGAGUCUACGUUUCUUUGGGCAGAUGGGAGCACCGUUUCCUAUACCAAUUGGAUUGAAGGUGCACCAGAAACCAAGCAAAGCUUCUUCGACUUUUAUGAGUUCGAAUUGCUGGAUGAUAACACUGUGGAGACAGACUGUGUUUUCAUGACAAAAUUAGAUGGCAAAUGGAGAGACGAUAGCUGUGACAAUGAGAGAGGCUACAUCUGCCAAAUGAAUUCAUUUACUGCACUAUUUAACUUACCGUCAACAAAUCCAUCUUCUGACUUUGUCCACUAUGGUGAUAGCAGCUAUCUAAUUGUCUCAUCUAAAAUGCACUGGGAAGAGGCCAGAAGAAACUGCCAGGAGCAACAUGCAGAACUUGCAAGCAUUUUAGAUGCCUACAUCCAUUCAUUCCUUUGGAUCCAGAUACAGAAAUAUGGAAAACCUGUAUGGAUUGGCCUUAACAGCAAUAUUACUAGGAGCUAUUACAAAUGGACUGAUAACUGGAAAACCAGAUUCACUAAGUGGGCAGCAGAGGAGCCAAAGAAGAAAAAUGCUUGUGUCUAUCUAGACCUUGAUGGUACUUGGAAAACAGCGCCUUGCAAAGAAACAUACUUCUCAGUUUGUAAGAAAUCAAAUGUUGUAGCUCCAACUGAGCCUGUUCAGCUGUCUGGUGAAUGCCCUGAAGCAGCUGACCUGCAAGCCUGGAUCCCUUACCAUGGGCACUGCUACUAUAUCGAGGCAUCAGCAGCAACAGGGUGGGCCCAGGCCUCUCUCAAGUGCACUCAUUUAGGUGCUACACUGGUUUCAGUAGAAAAUGCGGAUGAAUCUGACUUUCUGAUCCAUACAAUACAGCUACUUGGAAACAAAGUAGGAGGCUUCUGGAUAGGUCUUUACAGAAAUAUGGAUGAGAAGUGGUUGUGGUUGGAUAAUGCUGCAAUGGACUUUGUCAACUGGGAUUAGAAAGCGUCUGAUGAGGAGCACCACUGUGUGGAAAUGACUGCACAUUCUGGUUACUGGGACAAUGCUGAUUGCUUUUCUGAAAAAGGAUUUAUCUGUAAGAAACCCAAAGAUGACACAGAGAGAUUUUGGACAGAAGAUGCUUCUACUGGUGUUUGCUAUCAAAUAAACUCAGAAUCAGCUCUGACAUGGCAUCAAGCAAGAAAAAGCUGUCAGGAGCAAAAUGCAGAACUAUUAAGCAUCACGGAGAUACAUGAACAAGAAUAUGUAGGAGAGCUAAUUAAAAAAUUCAGUCUUGCAUUGUGGAUUGGAUUGAACACUUUGAAUUUCAACAGUGGAUGGCAAUGGGCUGGGGGCAGUCCUUUCAGAUAUUUAAACUGGGCUCCAGGAAGUCCUUCCCCAGAUCCUGGUAAAAUCUGUGGCACAAUGAACCCCAGACAGAAUGCUAAAUGGGAAAACCAAGCAUGCAACCAGAGAUUUGGCUACAUCUGUAAAAAGAGAAAAAUAAAUUCAAAAUUUGACAAUAUAACCGGAGAGGAAAUGAGACCUACUAAAUGCACAGAAGGUUGGUGGCCAUAUGCAGGCCACUGCUACAGCGUUCAAAGAGAAUCCAAAGCAUGGAAGGAUGCCCUGACUUCAUGUAAGAGGCAGGAUGGAGACUUGGCCAGUGUCCACACCAUUGCUGAAUACAGCUUUCUGGUGUCACAGCUUGGUUACAAGCCAACAGAAGAGCUAUGGCUGGGCCUAAAUGACCUGAAGGCUCAUUUCUACUUUGAGUGGAGUGAUGGGACUCCUGUGACGUUCACCACAUGGCAGCGCAGACAUCCCACCUAUAGGAACGGUUUAGAGGACUGUGUUGUUAUGAAGGGACAGGAUGGGUACUGGGCAACUGAUGUUUGUGAUAGGCAACUUGGUUACAUCUGUAAAAAGAAGCCCUCAUCAAAGUCUCCUGAAGAAAAGAUCAAGGACCCAGGCUGCCAAGAAGGUUGGAAAAGAUUUAAUUUUCACUGUUAUUUGGUGGGUUCUGCACUUGCAACCUUCUCAGAUGCAAAUAAGACAUGUGAGAAGAGCAAAGCUUAUCUAGCUACAGUGGAAACCAGGAAUGAGCAAGCUUUCCUGAUUAGUCUGACUGGGCUGAGGUCUGAAAAGUAUUUCUGGCUUGGUCUCUCUGACAUAGAAGAACAAGGGAUGUUCAGGUGGACCAGUGGUGAAACUCCUUCCUUCACACACUGGAAUUCAGCAAUGCCAGGGAAAGAGCAAGGCUGCGUUGCCAUGGGAACUGGAGCCAAUGCUGGAUUAUGGGAUGUCAUUAGCUGCCGGGAGACAGCAAAUUUCUUUUGCAAGCAGAGGGCAGUGGAAGUGCUACCGCCAGCUCCUCCUGCCCAGGUCCCAGCAGCAUCCUGUGCCCAGGGUUGGGAUGGAGCCCCACAGGCAGACUCCUGCUUCAAGUUCUUUGUGAGGGACAAAAACCUAAAGAAGAAUUGGUUUGAAGCUGAAGAAUUCUGUAGAGAAAUAGGAGGAAAUCUGGUCACAAUCAAUUCAAAAGAAGAUCAAGUUUUUAUAUGGCAGUUAGCAUUGGAAAAAGGACUGCAAACUCAGGGUUUCUGGAUGGGUUUGUUUCUCUUAAAUCCUGACGAAGGAUUUACCUGGAUUGAUGGUUCUCCUGUAAUUUAUGAGAACUGGGAUGAAGAUGAACCUAAUAAUGAUAAAGGAAUUGAGCACUGUGUUAUGCUUAAUAGAUCACCACAAAUGCGCUGGAAUGACUUGUACUGUGAACAUUUGCUUAAUUGGAUUUGUGAAACUAAAAAAGGUACUCUGCUCAAACCUGAACCAAACAACAAACAUGAAUAUCGAGCUGUACAAACUGCUGAUGGGUGGAUUAUAUACAAAGAUAAGCAGUACUAUUUCAGCAGAGAACGUGUCCCUAUGGAAAAAGCACGGAGAAUUUGCCAGAGGAACUUUGCAGAUCUCGUUGUCAUUGAGGAUGAAAAUGAAAGACAGCUUAUUUGGAAAUAUAUUAACAGAAAACUGAGUGGUGUAUUUCUCCAAGAGGAAUCAUAUUUCAUUGGCUUAUUUGUCAGUUCUGAUCGGAAGCUCAGCUGGCUGGGUAAAACCCCUGUGAACUAUGUUGCCUGGGCUCCGGGAGAACCCAUUUAUUCACAUAAUGAUGAAAACUGUGUGGUAAUAAGAAAAGAUUUUGGCUUUUGGAACGGUGUAAACUGUGGUUUGAAAAAUGCCUUCAUCUGUGAAAGGCACAAUUCAACUUACUCAGGAUUUGUUCCCACUGUACUUCCGCCUUUGGGAGGAUGUCCUGAAAUGUGGAUUUUGUUUCAAAAUAAGUGUUAUAAAAUAGUUGGGUCCAGGGAAGAAGAGAGACUGACUUGGUACUCAGCAAGAAGUGCUUGUAUAGAACUAGGGGGAAAUUUGGCCUCUAUACACAAUGCUCAAGUACAAGCAUUCCUCACUUUCCAUCUAAAGGAUGUCACGGAUGAGGCUUGGAUAGGAUUAAAUGAUAAGCAUUCAUAUGUUUGGACAGAUGGAAGCCCUUAUGAUUAUGCAUAUUGGGCAAGAGGAUUCCCCUUGGGUAAAUACAGUAGAGUUGGCUGGAAGACUGACUGUAUUGCGAUGACGGUAAGAUCUGUAAAUGAAGCAGGGAAGUGGGAAAACACAGACUGCCAUCACAACAAAAGCUAUAUUUGCCAGAUGGACAGCAAGCCUGAACUAUUCCAUUCCACAACUGCUCCAGAUUCUGACUUCUUCCAUUAUGGUAACAGUAGCUAUUUAAUCAUUCCUUCUAAAAUGAGUUGGGAAGAAGCAAGAAAAGCCUGCAGGGUGAAAUCUUCAGAGCUUGCCAGCGUUUCAGAUUAUUACAGUAAUAUAUUUCUCCUGCUCCAGGCAGCACAGUAUGGCGAGCCCUUAUGGAUUGGACUCAAUAGCAAUAUGAGUUAUGGGUACUACAGAUGGAGUGAUAAAAGGAAAAUUGAUUUUUCUAAUUGGAACUAUGAAGAACCAAAAGAGAAAAUAGCAUGUGUCUUCCUAGAUCUCAGUGGGGAAUGGAAAACAGCACCUUGUAAUGAAAAACACUUUUCUGCCUGCAAAAAAUCAGAGGAUAUAGUUUCUUCUGAUCCUCCACAGGAUAUUGGAAGAUGUCCUCAGUCAGGUCACAUAGCUUGGAUUCCUUUCCGUAGCUACUGCUACUACUUUAAUGCCAAUGAAAUGAGCUGGGUUCAGGCUGUGACUCGAUGCAUUCAGUCAGUGAUAGGUGGAAUGCUGACUUCUGUAGAAGACUUGGCUGAAUCCAACUUCCUGUCAGAACAUGCAGACUUAUACACAAGCAAGACAAGUGGCUUUUGGAUAGGAUUAUACAGAAAUAUAAGUGGGCAGCUGCUCUGGCAAGACAACAGUGCAUUGGACUUUGUCAACUGGGGUGAAGCAGAGCCCUUGGAAGAGCAGCGUGAGAACGAGUACUGUGUGCAGCUCUCUGCCUCCUCUGGGUCCAGGAAUAGCAUCCCUUGCUCCUCCAGAAAGGGUUUUAUCUGUAAGACACCAAAGACUGCUCCUGAAGCAGUUGCAAAUGUGAAAGGUGGCCAAAAGGACAAGGAUCAGAGCACUGUUUGGAUACUCCUUAUUCUGGUUCUCGUAAUUUUAGUAGGCAUGGGCAUCAUGGUUUAUUUCUUCUUCAAGAUCAAAAUCCAGAGUGAGGCUGAACGAGCAGUGGGGCAGCACAGCAUGCUGGUGGAGUACAGCAGUGCCCUGGCCAGAGAGAACAACGAAAAUGAUUCUGCCAGCAGCGAAGGAGGAAGUGAACGCAGUGCUGUGUAAUGUGAUAACAGCUACUCUAUAAAUCCAAGCUUUAAAAGUAAUCUAGCUAGAACAAAUAAAUCUUAGUAAAAGUUACAUGUACCAACAUGCAACUUGAACUAAAGCGGCAAUUAUUCCUUUGGUAUGGGUUAGGCACUAUAGAGCAUCUGUGAGUGAGAUAUCUGUCCUUCAUUCAUGGCUUCAACUUAGAUUAGACAUACCCUGCAACUUUGAAUAUUUUGCAUUAAC
Messenger RNA from Centrocercus urophasianus (Greater sage-grouse), 8010 nucleotides. RefSeq names its product macrophage mannose receptor 1-like. The transcript is spliced from 55 exons. The record is from RefSeq and is a predicted model, not a curated record. Lineage: Eukaryota; Metazoa; Chordata; Aves; Galliformes; Phasianidae. Gene Ontology annotation, molecular function: signaling receptor activity.